This is a messenger RNA of Lepus europaeus (European hare), 728 nucleotides long. RefSeq names its product zinc finger protein 717-like. Gene Ontology annotation, biological process: regulation of DNA-templated transcription. Lineage: Eukaryota; Metazoa; Chordata; Mammalia; Lagomorpha; Leporidae. Bases 33 to 728 code for a protein of 231 amino acids. The transcript is spliced from 4 exons. The record is from RefSeq and is a predicted model, not a curated record.
CCAGUCUUUGUGAUUAGUGAUCCAGGACUGAUAUGUUGAGGAUGAAUGUGCUGUUACAGGUGUUGGUGUCAUUUGAAGACCUGGCUGUGGACUUCACCAAGGAGGAAUGGCAGAACAUGAAUCAUUCUCAGAGGACCCUGUACAGGGAUGUGAUGCUAGAAAUCUAUAGCAUCCUACUGUCCUUGGGGCACUGCAUUAACAAGCCUGAGGUGAUCUUCAAGUUGGAACAAGGAGCAGAACCAUGGAUGGUAGAAAAACCCCUGAACCAGAGCCUUUCAAUUGCCAACAGAAAGGAUGACCUUAUCAAAACCAACCAGAAAAGUGAAGAAGUAAAUUUGAGGGGACCUGAUGAAAUACCACCUGGAGAGAAACCUCAUGGACCUAAUGUCACUGAGAACUCACUCCAAUACUUGGAACAUCUUAGUCAACAUCACCAGAUUCAGAAUAUACAUCAGGCUUUUGAACACAAUGGCCAAGGGAAAUGCUGUAACAGGAAGAGACUAUCCUUUGAAUGUGAGAGGAUUUGUGUGGAACAUACCUCUAAUAAAUCAACUGUCAUUUUAGGAAACAAAACACUGGUUGAAAGUAAAAAUUUCCAUAAAAAUGUCUAUCUCAGUAAAUGUCAGAAAGCAGGAGAGAAACUCCAUGGAUCUUUUGAGUAUGAUGAAUCUCUGAAUUACAAAUCAGAUCUUACAAUGUAUCAGAGAGCCGGCGCCAUGGCUCAGUAG